AUGAACGGCGUCAAGCACGAUACACCUAGUGCUGCUCCAGCAAUCCCACCAAAGCAGUCGUCAUCCAGCAGCCCUGGACAGACCGCUGCGAACAUGUCUGAAAAGGCGCUUCCUCCCAUUCAAGGCGCCCUUCAAUCCGCCAAGCAAAGCGUCAAGGAUGUCGUCGAUCCCUCCUCUGAAUAUCCAGUACCGCAGUCGACCCCAGACUCGCAGAUCGCAGACUACGUCCUCGUCUUCCAGCACAUCUCGAAAAAGCAUCUUCGCUCCUCAACAAAGGUGCCUGCCUCGGAGCGAGCCAAGAUCGCCGCAGAGUAUGAUAACCUGAUCUCACGCAUUCGCGGCACGGGUCUGCAGGUUACCAGUCGCGAGGGGUCCAAAGGCUCUGGUCAGAUCCUCAUCUUCGUCAAGGCUGAUGCGCAGCUUCUGCACAGGCUGGCACGUCAGGAGGCGCUCUCGGACUAUCUGCACGGCGUGCUCUCGGUGCAACCUCCCCCUCCGCGCUCGUCCAGCUUGCAAGGCUCCAACCAAUCCUCAGCCUUGCACUUGACGCCAGCAUCACGACUGCGAUUGGUCGACUCGCUGCUGACGCUGCCCGACCUGGCCAGUCACGCCGUCAAGGACGCCGGUGGUCAGUCGCAAGUUCCCUCCGGCGCGGGUCUGCGCCUCGGUCUCACCGAAUUCCCGCACCUCGUCGAUAUGAGUGCCAUCCACGACCCUGUCUACAACAAAGCCUGGAUCAAGCGCUGGUCGCACACCUCGCCCGCCAAAGCCUUCUACGGCGUGGGUCUCGAAGACCUCGAUUCGAUCCGCGAGCAUUUCGGCGAGGACGUCGCACUCUACUUUGGCUUCCUCAACUACUACUUCCAGGCGCUGGCACCGGCCGCUUUGCUGGGACUUUCGUUCUGGCUGCUCGGCCGACCCUUUUCGCCCAUCUACUCGCUCGGGCUCGUCUCGUGGUCGUGCCUCACAGUCGAGCUGUGGAGGAUGAAGGAGCGGAAGCUGGCGGUUCGUUGGGGCACCCUCGGUGUAUCGGAAGUCGAUCGUCGCCGACACGACUUUAUGCCUCGAACUACGCGAACCGACCCUGCUACCGAGGAGACCGAGGAGGUGUUCGAGUGGUGGCGUCGCGAGCUGCGCGUGGUUCUCUCGUUGCCCAUCGUCGCGUUCUUCGCUUCGGCGCUGGCAGCGACGAUGACGCUCAUGUUUGUGGUGGAGAUCUUCAUCACUCAGCUCUACCACGGACCGCUAAAGCAAGCGGUGCCAUUCAUCCCGACCGCGCUGCUGGUGGUCGCAGUGCCACAAAUCAUGGCUGCCUGGCAGGCGACUGCAGUAGCCAUCACAAAGUGGGAGAACCACUACAGCUCCAAAUCGUACGACUACUCUCUCACCCUCAAACGCUUUGCCAUGCAGGCGAUCACCGCGUACGGCGCGCUCACCCUCAGCGCCUACGUGUACAUCCCGUUCGGCGAGAUGAUCAUGGAAACCAUGGUGUCGCGCGGCUUCUUCGAGGAUUCCAUCCGCGAGGCCAAACUUCAAGGCAAGAUCUCGGAAAAGGGCAUCGAUUUCCACAUCAACCCCGACCGCAUGCAUACGCAGCUCUUUGCGGUGAGCGUCACGAGUCAGUUUGUCAACGCCUUCACCGAGUUGGCGCUCCCGGUGCUGAUGCGCAAAUUUGCCGAGUGGCGAGAGGAGCGGGCGGAGAAGAAGACGUCCAAUGGCGCUGGUCAGACUCCUACGCGUCAGGGGUCUGUCGACACCACCUCUUCCGGCGAGUCAACCCCGGGUGGGGACGACAGGGAGGAGUCGGAACGACGUUUUGUCUCGCGCGUUCGACGAGAACUCCUCCUGCCACCCUACGAUCUUUUCGGCGACUAUGCGGAGAUGGCCACCCAAUUCGGCUUCAUUGUGCUUUGGUCUGUCUCCUGGCCCCUCUCACCCGUGAUGGGUUUCGUCAAUAACUUCUUCGAACUCCGUUCGGAUGCGGCCAAGAUCAGUGUCAACAAUCGCCGACCCAUCCCUGUUCGCGCCGAGACCAUCGGGCCGUGGCUCGAGACGUUUGGGCUGAUUGCGUGGCUCGGCGCUCUCAACAACGCUGCACUCGUCUACCUCUUCCAGCAGAGCGAUCAGGCGCUGUUGGACGGACACAGUCGAUACGAGACGACGAUGCGAAGUCAUUUGCAUCCGAGCAAUGUCACUAUGGGGGAGGGGGCGCAGAGUGCGCUGAGCUUCUCGAGACUGCUUCCGCGGCACGUGCCGACGAGCGGACCCGCCGGGGCGAUUGUCGCGGCCAUCCUGGUGGCGUUGUUGGCCGAACACGUGUAUGGGCUCGUGAGGAGCGGCGUGAGGCAUAUAUUGGAGAGACUCAUCUGGAGGGGGUCGAACGAGGAGAUGAUUGUGAGGAGGAGAGAGUGGAUGCUGCGUGUCGAGACGAUGAAGAGUCACGUCGACGGGCAGAUGGACCAGGAGAAGAGGGGGGUGGAGAAGAUCCGGCAGUCCAUGGAGGGCGAUGCCGGUGUGAGCGAGGGAUUCUGGAGCCAGCACAAGGAUGUUGGUGCCGAAGCGAUUCGUGGGUCUGGCAAGGUCGAAUAG
Kalmanozyma brasiliensis GHG001 is the source of this 2589-nucleotide messenger RNA. RefSeq names its product Anoctamin. The record is from RefSeq and is a predicted model, not a curated record. Gene Ontology annotation, cellular component: cortical endoplasmic reticulum. The transcript has a single exon. Gene Ontology annotation, molecular function: chloride channel activity. Lineage: Eukaryota; Fungi; Basidiomycota; Ustilaginomycetes; Ustilaginales. Gene Ontology annotation, biological process: chloride transmembrane transport. The coding region runs from base 1 to 2589 and encodes 862 amino acids.